CUUUCUGUCGCUAGGUGGAUGUCCCGCUCUGCCAUGAGGCCGGCCGAGGGCGACACAUCGGACUGCAUCCUGGUGGUUGGCAUAUCCAGGCCGAAAAUGGCCGCCGCCUUCCUCACUGUCGUCCUACUCUCCCUCUUUCUGACCUUCCACAUUCUCUACGAUAGCGCGAUAUAUAGCCUCCACGCAGCCUCAGCCGUCGAGAGUCGUACCGUCGAACUCGUCUCCCAAGUCCGCGCCACGCCGCCAUUGCUCUUCUCCAGCAAGGUGCACUUCCCGCGCACUAGUCGACAUCUACCUCAGGCGAUCAUCAUAGGCGUGCGCAAAUGCGGCACCAGGGCGCUUCUCGAGAUGCUUUUCCUUCAUCCGCAAAUUCAAAAGGCCACCGGCGAGGUGCACUUCUUCGAUCGUGACGACAAUUACGGGAAAGGCCUCGAGUGGUAUCGACGGAAGAUGCCUUAUUCGUUCAGGGGCCAGAUCACCAUAGAGAAGAGUCCCAGUUAUUUCGUCACGCCAGAGGUACCUGAAAGAAUCCGCGCAAUGAACGCGAGUGUAAAGCUGUUGCUGAUAGUCCGUGAGCCAGUGACCAGAGCGAUCUCAGACUACACUCAGCUGCGAAUUCACGCAGCGACAGCAUCCACGGUGACGAACGGAACGCCGCGUAGCGUGCAACAGCAGCAACAGCAGCAGGCUGCUCGAACUUUCGAGGAGCUGGUGAUACGACCGGACGGCAGCAUCAACGAGUCGUACAGGCCGGUGGCCAUCUCCCUGUACCACACGUACAUGCACAGGUGGCUGGAAGUGUUCUCCAGGGAGCAAAUCCUCAUAGUGAACGGUGACCAGCUAAUCGAGGACCCUGUGCCUCAGUUACGCAGGAUCGAGAACUUCCUCGGUCUGGAGCCACGAAUCGGCAGACACAAUUUCUACUUCAACCAUACGAAAGGCUUCUACUGCCUGCGUAACGAGACGUCUGAGAAGUGUCUGAAGGAGAGCAAAGGCAGACGUCAUCCGCGGGUCAACCCGAUAGUGGUGACCAAGCUGAGGAGGUUCUUCAACGAGCACAACCAACGUUUCUACGAACUCGUGGGCGAGGAUCUCGGCUGGCCUGAGGAAUAA
Eufriesea mexicana is the source of this 1113-nucleotide messenger RNA. It is a transcript of the gene Hs3st-A, whose product is annotated as Heparan sulfate 3-O sulfotransferase-A. NCBI's taxonomy places the organism in Eukaryota, Metazoa, Arthropoda, Insecta, Hymenoptera, Apidae. Gene Ontology annotation, molecular function: [heparan sulfate]-glucosamine 3-sulfotransferase activity. The transcript is spliced from 2 exons. The coding region runs from base 19 to 1113 and encodes 364 amino acids. The record is from RefSeq and is a predicted model, not a curated record.